Penaeus indicus is the source of this 738-nucleotide messenger RNA. RefSeq lists its product as uncharacterized. The coding region runs from base 1 to 738 and encodes 245 amino acids. The record is from RefSeq and is a predicted model, not a curated record. The transcript is spliced from 8 exons. Lineage: Eukaryota; Metazoa; Arthropoda; Malacostraca; Decapoda; Penaeidae.
AUGAAGGCACAUCCCGGGCCCUGUGGAUGGCGUCCUUCUUUCGAGUCCCUUCUUCAGGCUCUGCCCUCGCAUCCCAAGUCCCUGACGCGAAUCGCGGAAAUAACAUCCGCUUGUUUAUUGGUCGAUCUCGGGUGCCGAGAGGCUGAACUCCCCGUGUUUGAACUCUACGGACCUCAGAACCCACGUUUCAGUACAAGCACACUUAAUGAAUGUUGCCAACCAUCGCAGGAGCAGAGGAGAGAGUACACUGGGUCCAUCAUGCAUAUCCAUGAACCUGCCUCAUCUACUGACGUCAUGAUGUUGCACCAUGCGUUCGACAAAGACAAGGACAAGGGCGAGGUCAAGGACAAGGGCGAGGACAAAGACAAAGACAAGGACAAGACAAGGACAAGGGUCAAGGACAAGGACAAGGGCGAGGGCAAAGACAAGGGCAAGGGCGAGGGCGAGGGCAAGGACAAGGACAAGGACAAGGGCAAGGACAAAGACAAGGACAAAGACAAGGACAAAGACAAGGGCGAGGGCAAAGACAAGGACAAGGUCAAGGACAAGGACAAGGGCGAGGACGAAGACAAGGACAAAGACAAGGGCAAGGACAAGGGCGAGGGCAAAUACAAGGACAAGGACAAGGGCAAGGACAAAGACAAGGACAAGAACAAUGACAAGCGCCAAGACAAAGACAAGAACAAGGACAAACACGCCACGCCCUUUUCACCUGAGUCCCUUUCCUCUACCCCUUGA